Molecule: messenger RNA, 2314 nt
Organism: Dipodomys ordii (Ord's kangaroo rat)
Lineage: Eukaryota; Metazoa; Chordata; Mammalia; Rodentia; Heteromyidae
Gene: Uimc1
Product: ubiquitin interaction motif containing 1
Exons: 10
Coding region: 364-2112 (582 amino acids)
Biological process (GO): double-strand break repair; positive regulation of DNA repair
Cellular component (GO): BRCA1-A complex
Molecular function (GO): histone binding; DNA binding; K63-linked polyubiquitin modification-dependent protein binding
Source: RefSeq, a predicted model, not a curated record
UCUGCUACCAGACCUCCACCUCUGGCCACUGGACCAUCUUCACUUACCCACCAAGAGAAAACUGCAGACUCUGGGACCACUGAAGGCAUGUCUCCCUGUUCUGACUUCUUCCACGGAUCAAGUAUAUAACCGUAUUACAGGGAUCUCAUGCUGAGAAUAGAUAGACAGAAAUACCCGAAGUUCCUUUGGUGACAAUACUAAAGAAGUUAAAAAUGAAAGUAGUCGAGAUUUCACUAAUAUCCGAAUUUUUUUUUUUUUUUUCAAUCUCCAAGGAAAAGCCAACCUUUGCUUAAACCCAAAGAAGGGCUUUUCUUAAUCACAUUUUGUAGUUCUUGGUAAUCAAUAGCUUACCAAACCCUCUUAAUGAAGAAGUUUGUCCUUAGUCCUACUUUUUCUCAAAUACCUACAGGCGUAUGGCAGCUGGCACCUCCGACACUGUGUAAAGGCUCACAUAUCAGUCAGGGAAACGAGGCUGAGGAAAGAAAGGAGCCUUGGGACCACACUGAAAACUCUGAAGAGGAGCCGGUCUCUGUCAGCUCAGGAAGUUGGGACCAGUCACACCAGCCAGUGUUUGAGGAUCAGAAUGUUAAAUGUUUUGGCCACCUAGCUGAGCACACACAGUGUGAGAAGCCACAGGAAAGUACUGGGAGGGAUUGUGCUUCUCUCAAAGCUCCUCAUGGCAGGGGGGAUACAUCUAGGCACUGUUUAUCCACCCCAGUAGAUGCCAAAGGGCUCCAGGUCAUGGGGAGCACUGUGAACUAUUUCUGGGGUAUUCCAUUCUGCCCUGCCGGAGUAGACCCUAACCAGUAUACCAAGGUCAUUCUCUGCCAAUUGGAGGUUUAUCAAAAGAGCCUAAAAAUGGCCCAAAGGCAACUUUUAAAAAAAAAAGUGUUUGGGGAACCAGUGUUACCUAGCCCCCCUUCUCUGAUCCAGAAUGAAUAUGGCCAAAGAGAUCAGGCUAGUGACAGAAAUGAAGGCAUCUCAGAAGAUGGGGGAGAUGAAGACAAAGAGGAAAGGCAGGAGUCUAGGGCAUCUGUCUGGCACUCAAAAACCAAGGAUUUCCAAGAAAACUCAAUUAAAAGCUUGAAACAGAAACUUUUGUUGGAGGAAGAACCAACAACCAGUCAUGGUCAGUCUUUUCAAGGGCUGUUUGUUGAAGAAACCGCUGAAGAAAAAAAUGCUGCACCUGUUUCACAAAGCACUGCUGCUUUGACCAGUAAGAAAAGCUUAGUCCUUAUGCCAGAGAGUUCUGCAGAAGAAAUCACUGUUUGUCCUGAGACACAGCUAAGUUCCCCUGAAACUCUUGACCUUGAGAAAGAAGCAUUUCCAAGUAGCAGAGAGAUCCCGGAUGCAGUAAGAACGAGAGAUGAGGAGGUUGAUAACAGGGACAAUGCUAAGAAGAAGACACCUGCUUCUGCCUUCACAUCUAAUAACCAAGUGUCCUGCCCACUGUGUGACCGCAGCUUCCCACGUUCAAAGAUCGAGCAGCAUGCCAUGUACUGCAAUGGUCUGUUGGAUGAAGACAAAGAUAAUAAUUCACCAGUGUUGACUCGGAGACAAAAAGAAGCCAGGAAGAAGAGUAGCAGCGGGACAGCUGUGCGGACUUCUCUAGAUCUUGACAAGAAUGAGAAGUGUUAUGUCUGCAAAUCCCUGGUCCCAUUCAGAGAGUAUCAAAGUCACGUAGACUCCUGUCUCCAGCUUGCAAUGGGCGACCAAAAAGAUCGGCCUGAAAAGAGUGCGAGAGCGCAUUCACCUGUGGAAGGGAAGCCACAGCUGCAGCUGAGGAACCCAAAGGAAAAAGGCCAAAAUGAAGGCCGACUCCUCACUCUUUUGGAACAGUCUGAGCACAAGACUGCAGAUGCAGAGACGAAUACCAAGUCUUCAGAAACAGGAACCUUGCGGUCGUCCUCCGUCAGGGUGGCAGAGGCAGGCUGCAGUGGAGAGCUGCAGCAUUCCCUCACGCAGCUCGACUUCUCUGAGUCUCCCAUCAAGUCCUUUGUUGCCAUCUCAGAAACCACAGAUUGCUUAGUGGACUUCAAAAAUCAAGUUACCGUCCAGCCAAGUAGUCGGACACGAGCCAAAGCAGGCAGAGGAAAAAGGAGAAAAACCUGAAUUUCUAGGGGUGGGCCGUGUUCGUUAAGCCAUAGCAGCUUCCAGUUCAUUGUUGAGCAAGUUUUGACCCUUCUGUUUUUACCACCAGCACCCACUCGGCAUCCUGGUUUUUAUGUUUUAUAUUAUCUAUACAGACAACUGUGUAUAGUCUUCUGUUUUAUAACAAUCUGUUUGAAUUUACGUAUAAAGAACAGUAUAUUUA